Humulus lupulus (European hop) is the source of this 1256-nucleotide messenger RNA. RefSeq names its product mitogen-activated protein kinase kinase 9-like. Gene Ontology annotation, molecular function: ATP binding; protein serine/threonine kinase activity. Gene Ontology annotation, cellular component: cytoplasm. The record is from RefSeq and is a predicted model, not a curated record. The transcript has a single exon. NCBI's taxonomy places the organism in Eukaryota, Viridiplantae, Streptophyta, Magnoliopsida, Rosales, Cannabaceae. The coding region runs from base 75 to 1052 and encodes 325 amino acids. Gene Ontology annotation, biological process: protein phosphorylation.
UAUAUAUAUAUAUAUAUAUAUAACCACUCAUCACCGUUUCAUUUCAAACACUCUCUUCUCUUAUCUUCUCCAUUAUGGCCGUCGUUCGAGAGCGUCGCCAGCUCAAUCUCCGCCUCCCUCUGCCCGACAUCUCCGACCGCUGCCCUCGCUUCCCUCUCCCGCUUCCUCCCUCCGCCGAAACCAACCGCUCUUCCUCUUCCUCUUCCUCAUCUGCCAACAUCUCAUGCACCGACCUCGAGAAGAUUCAAGUCCUCGGCCGUGGAAACGGCGGAACCGUCUACAAAGUCCGCCACAAGAAAACCUCAGCCACCUACGCUUUAAAGAUCGUCCACGGCGACUCCGACUCCAACGUCCGCCGCCAGCUCUUCCGCGAGAUGGAGAUUCUCCGCCGUACUGACUCGCCUCACGUCGUCCGAUGCCACGAGAUCUUCGAGAAACCCUCCGGUGACUUUGGGAUACUCAUGGAGUAUAUGGAUUACGGAACCCUCGAUAAUGUUCUGAAAUCCGAAGGAACUUUCUCGGAAUCCAAACUGGCUGACGUGGCUAGGAAAGUCCUCGACGGUCUUCACUACCUUCACUCGCACAAGAUCAUUCAUCGUGAUAUCAAGCCGGCGAAUCUGCUUGUGAAUUCGAAGAUGGAGGUGAAGAUCGCCGAUUUCGGAGUCAGCAAAAUCAUGUGCCGGACCUUGGAUGCCUGCAACUCCUACGUCGGGACCUGCGCUUACAUGAGUCCGGAGAGGUUCGACCCGGAGACUUACGGCGGAAACUACGACGGUUACGCCGGAGAUAUCUGGAGCUUGGGUCUGACUCUAAUGGAGCUCUAUAUGGGUCACUUUCCUUUGCUUCCGGCGGGUCAAAGACCCGAUUGGGCGACCCUUAUGUGCGCUAUCUGCUUCGGUGAGCCACCGGCUCUGCCGGAAACUGCCUCCGGUGAGUUCAGGAGCUUCGUCGAGUGUUGUUUGCAGAAAGAGUCGAGCAAGAGGUGGUCCGCCGCUCAGUUGUUGGGUCACCCGUUCCUCUGUAAAGGCCAAAGACCCGAAUCCGAACAUUAGACCCGACCCGAAUGGACUAUAGGAUCCGCCCAAGUUUUGUAGAUACUUUGUUCUUGUACAGUUAAUUUGAUUAGUUUUAUUUAAUUAAAUCUCAAAAGUUUUUAGAUUGAGAGAUUGAGCAGCUACCAAAGUUAGAUAAUGGGAUUUGGUUUCAAAGACUCAAUUUUUAUUAUCUUUUUAUUAAUAUAAAUCUUUUUAUUUAAA